Messenger RNA from Perognathus longimembris pacificus (Pacific pocket mouse), 1590 nucleotides. Its product is annotated as suppressor of cytokine signaling 5-like. The transcript has a single exon. Gene Ontology annotation, biological process: phosphatidylinositol phosphate biosynthetic process; intracellular signal transduction. Bases 1 to 1590 code for a protein of 529 amino acids. Gene Ontology annotation, molecular function: 1-phosphatidylinositol-3-kinase regulator activity. NCBI's taxonomy places the organism in Eukaryota, Metazoa, Chordata, Mammalia, Rodentia, Heteromyidae. The record is from RefSeq and is a predicted model, not a curated record. Gene Ontology annotation, cellular component: phosphatidylinositol 3-kinase complex.
AUGGAUAAAGUGGGGGGAAUGUGGCAUAACUUAAGGUACAGGUGUCAGAAUCUUCUGGGUCAUGAGGGAGGGAGCCGCGGCGAAAGCAUGGACAUGAACUCCAACACAUGUCUGGGAGACUCAGCUCCUCAGCAGCAGAGCAGCCCCUCACGAGAAAAUAGGGCCUUACAACUGGGAGUAAGCCCCUCGAAGAAUUCUAAAAGGAAAAACCAAAACUGUGCUGCAGAAAUCCCUCCAACGGUUAAAAUCAGCAUUGAGAAGGACAGUGACUCAGGUGUUGCCCCAGGAACAAGGCACGCUCGGAGAGAUUCCUACUCUGGGCGUGCCCCCUGGGGUGGGAAGAAAAAGCAUUCCUGUUCCACAAAGACCCAAAGUUCAUUGGAUCCUGAUAAAACUGGUAGAAGUCCAAGUGGACUUGAGAGGCGAGAGCGGCCCUGUGGAGUCAGCUCUGCGCAGGAUAUGGACAGCGUUUCCAGCAGAGCCCCUGGCAGCCGCUCGCUGAGGCAGAGGUUGCAGGACACCGUAGGCCUGUGCUUCCCAAGGAGGGCUUACAGAAAGCACUCAAAGCCUCUCUCCUCCAACCAAAGCGAAACACAACUUUCUGAAUCAAUGCUGGAGAAAGGUCCUGUUCCAGCUGACUCAGAUUUAGCCCCAAAAUGCCAUUUGAAUAAACAGAAUACAGCUCCUGUGAGCCCACAUUCAACGUCACUUGAUACACUUGAUCCAUCGUCGGUUUCUAUAGAAGAUGAAGAAGACAGACUUCGAGAGAAAAGACGGCUUAGUAUUGAAGAAGGGGUGGACCCCCCUCCCAAAGCACAAACACAUAAAUUUGAAGCUACUGCCCAGGUUAAGCCAUUAUACAAACUGGGACCAAAGUUAGCUCCUGGAAUGAGAGAAAUAAGUGGGGGCAGUGCUGCAGUUCCACAAGGUAACCGGCACUCAAAAGGGGACACAACCACCUUGUGUUUGCAGUCCUGGAGGCUGAAGCAACACCAGGUGUCUCGAGACAGGCAUGUCCACAUUCGCAGAUAUGGUGCAUGGAAAGUCCAUACACAGAUUGAUUACAUACACUGCCUUGUGCCAGAUCUGCUUCAGAUCACGGGGAAUCCCUGUUACUGGGGGGUGAUGGACCAUUAUCAAGCAGAAGCACUUCUUGAAGGAAAACCUGAAGGCACGUUUUUGCUCAGGGACUCAGCACAAAAGGACUACCUCUUCUCUGUGAGCUUCCGCCGCUACAACAGAUCCCUGCAUGCCAGAAUUGAACAGUGGAAUCACAACUUCAGUUUUGAUGCCCACGACCCAUGUGUGUUUCACUCCUCCACUGUAACAGGACUUCUAGAACAUUACAAGGAUCCCAGUUCUUGCAUGUUUUUUGAACCAUUGCUUACUAUACAACUAAAUAGGACUUUUCCUUUCAGCCUGCAGUAUAUCUGCCGUGCAGUAAUCUGCAGGUGCACCACCUAUGAUGGAAUUGCUAGGCUCCCUCUGCCAUCCAAGUUACAGAAGUUCCUAAAACAGUAUCAUUAUAAGCAAAAGGUUAGAGUUCGCUGGUUAGAACAAGAGCCAAUCAAGGCAAGUAAACUCUUCUGA